GAAGAGCAGAACCGUCUAUGUGACCGAUAAGUGAGCGUAAUUCGAAAAAUGUGUGUUUAUCAAGUCGUGUUGUAGCUGUUAUGUUUUCUCGCCGAUCAAGCGUUUUAUAACAUUGUGGGAAUGAUAUCUGGAAAAACUGUUGGAGUAAUUCUUCCCACUUUGGUUGGUUAGCUGUUAGUGCGUGCUAACGUUGUAUGCUAGCAGUGAGAGCUAAAACUGGAAAAGAAAAGAUCCGCGACUGGAGAGCCCGUGAUCCGAGGUCUGAGACUGAUAAAAGAACAAAACACAACAACGCCCUUUGUGCCGUCUUCGUGGAAGCUAUUGCUUUGUUUUCCUCCUGACUGACUUUUGAGGCUGAUGUCAUCAGAGAAAACCAGCGUGCCCAUCAAACAUUGAAGUUAAUCACCGGUAUGGACCAGGAGGACCCAGAGGCUCCACACAUUAAAGAAGAACAAAAUGAAAUUUGGACUCAUCUCAAGAGAGAACAGCUUCAAGAACUGGAUAAAGCUGAAGCUGCUAUUUUUCCAUUCACAUCUGUCAGUGUGAAGCUUGAAAAUGAUGAAAGGCAACCUCAGAUCUCACAGUUUAAUCCAAGUCAAACUAAGGAGAACAGAGAGACAGUGUGUGCGGCCAGAAAUAUAUCUGAAGACAUCAAGACAGAAGCUGAAGAUGUUAAGCACUUGUUGAUGGUCCCUGCACAUCAGAGUUGGGUCCCCAGUAUGGACCUGGAGUACCCAAAAGUUUCACACAUUAAAGAAGAACUUUGGACCAGUCAUGAAGAAGAGCAACUUCAAGAUCUGGGUGAAAGUGACAUUGCCAAGUUUCCAUUCACUGUCAUCACUGUGAAGAGUGAAAAUGAAGAGAAACCUCUAAUGUCACAUUUUAAUCAAAGCCAAGCUGAAGAGAACAGAGAGACGGAGUUUCUAGCCAGAAAUGCAUCUAAACAGAUGAAUACAGAAGCAGAUGGAGAUGUCUAUAUAGCAUCACAAGUUAAUAGCCUGGACCUGGAUAAUCAUUUUCAACAAGAUAUUAAUGAUCAAAUGUCAGAGCCUGAGACUGAUGACAGUGAUGAGUGGAUAGAGACCAGGUUGCCUCAGUCAAGUUUAAAUAUGCAGAAAAAUGAUGACAUCACUAUAAAUAAUAUACAAUCUGACAUUGCUGAGAAUCAGUUUAGCUGCUUUGUGUGUAGUAAAACAUUUAGCCGCAAAGAUAAAGUAAAGCCCCACAUGAGAAUUCAUACAGGAGAGAAACCGUUUAACUGUUCUGACUGUGGUAAAAGUUUUGGCCUCAAAGGUAAUCUGAUGAUGCAUAUUAAAAUCCACACAGAUGAAAAACUAUUUAGCUGUAAAAUGUGUGAGAAAAGAUUUCGUUUUACAUGGAAUCUAAAGUCACACAUGAGAAUUCACACCGGAGAAAAACCAUUUAGCUGUACUGUGUGUGCUAAAAGAUUUCAUGACAGAGGGAGUCUGAAGAAGCAUGUGAGAAUGCAUACGGGAGAGAAACCAUUUAGUUGUACUGAGUGUGCUAAAAGAUUUACUGACCAGGGGACUCUGAAGGCACACCUGAGAAUGCACACAGGAGAGAAACCAUUUAGCUGUACCGAGUGUGGUAAAAGGUAUCACGAUAAGGGCAGUAUGAAGAAACAUAUGAGAACUCAUAAAGGAGAGAAACAUUUUAGCUGUACCAAGUGUGCUAAAACAUUCCAUGACAAUGGGGCACUGAGAGCACAUCUCAGAAUUCACACAGGAGAUAAACCUUUUAAUUGUUCUGUGUGUGAUCAACGAUUUGGCCAUAAGAGCCAUCUGAAUACACACAUGAGAAUUCAUACAGGUGAGAGGCCUUUUAGCUGUACUAUAUGUGCUAAAAGAUUUCAUGCUAAGGGGGGUCUAAAGAAACACAUGAAGAUUCACACUGGAGAGAAACCAUUUAGCUGUGCUGAGUGUGCCAAAAGAUUUCGUGACAAGUCAAGUCUGAAGAAACACAUGAGAAUGCAUACAGGAGAGAAACCAUUUAGCUGUAUUGAGUGUGCUAAAUGUUUUACUGAUAACUGGACUCUGAAGGCACACUUGAGAAUACACACAGGAGAGAAGCCAUUUAGCUGUAUUGUAUGUAAUAAAAAGUAUCAUGAUAAGGGCAGUUUGAAGAAACAUGUAAGAACUCAUAAAGGAGAGAAACCUUUUCACUGUAUCGAGUGUGCCAAAACAUUCCACGACAAUGGUACAUUGAAAGCACAUUAGAAUUCACACAGGAGAAGCUUUUUAGCUGUCAUGUUUGUGCUUAAAGGUUUCAUGCUGAAGGGUGUCUAAAGAUGCAUAUGAGAAAUCAUACAAGAGAGAAAGUGUUUGGCUGUUCCGAGUGUUCAAGACAAUGGGAAUUGAACUAAUAUUUGAAAACUCAUACAGUAGAGAAACCAUUUGGGUGUAUCAUGUGCCAGCACAUCUCAUGAACGGAAGUUGGACACACAUAUGAGGGCUGAAAGAGAGAAAACUACAAAAUACCAAGAUCUAAAAAAUAGCAGGGGUGGUGGCCAAGUGGUUAAUGUGCUUGGUUUCAGUUCAGAAGGUUCCAGGUUCAAAUCCCACCCCUGCCACAUUUCUCCAUGUAAUGUGGAGUUGCGUCAGGAAGGGCAUCAGGCGUAAAACUUGUGCCAAUUCAACAUGCAGAUCCACCUUGGAUUUGCUGUGGCGACCCCAAGUGCAAACAAGGGAGCAGCCGAAGGGACUUACUUACUUACCAAGAUCUAAAAAAUGACCUACAAGCAACAUGUCAUUGAAAGAAAUAGAUAUAAUACACUUGUGGUGGGGACGGCAGGGCUUAUGAAGAAAAACCUGAAGAAAUACCUUGAGGAAAUCCCUGGUUGCCCUAGUGCCCACAGGGUGCAGUUAUCAGCAAUUAAGCACAUGGCCAUCAUCUUGAAAACAGCCCUCAGAUACAAUGCCAGCAAUGUUUAGGGUGCAAAUCUAGACCCAAGGUGUGGGGCUUAUUGCAUUCUAUUAAAAAGAAAUCCAAGAGAAUUAACAAGAGAGAGAGAGAGGAACUAUUUAGCUAUACUGGGUGCGGUAAAACAUUUCAUGAAAAGAGGCAUCCAAAGACAGAUCAGAAUUCAAACAAGAGAAAACCAUUUGGCCCGAGUGAGUGUGCUGAAAGUUUUCAUGAUAAGCGCAAGUUGAAGGUACAUAUGAAAAUUCACAAAAGACAAACCAGCUGACUUGGUAAACAUUUUCCAAAUUGAAAAGCAAUAUAAUAAUUAUGCAUGCUGCACAGUUAUUAUAUUAUUAUUAAUUAUUAUUUACAAUAAUUAGUAUUUAUAAUGAUUGUUCCUUCUGAAAGAAAAUCUAUGAUAAUUAUAGCAAUGAUAAUUCUGUACUUUAUAUUAAUUGUAAAAGUUCUAAAUGAUUGUUUUUGUAGUAAAUUUUCAUAUGCAGAGAUUAAAAUAUUCCACUAACAAGUAAUUUCAUACUAUGUUCAGUGAAUUGUAAGGAUCCAGAGACGAUGUGCUGCGGUCAAGUGAUUAGUAGAGUUUCUCUCUCUCCAUAUAUAUCCAUCCUUUGUCAAUACCUGCUUACUCCAGUUAAGGGUCAUGGGGGGCUGGAGCCUAUCUCAGCAGUCAUAGGGCGUGAGACGGGGUACACCUCAGACAGAACGGCAGUCUGUCACAGGGCCACAUAUAGACAAACAAACACAUUCACACUUGCACACUAACCUACGUUUCCAUGCAUUUGUUUGGAUAUGGGAGGGAACCCACACAAACACGGGGAGAACAUGCAAACUCCACACAGAAAGGGCAGGAAGCGAUCCCACAGCCUUCUUGCUGUGACUCAUCAGUGCUAACCACCACACACAUGCGCGUGUCAAUUUUUCCCUAUUAAAAAACUGAAUAGUGCCAAGGGUGCAUACAUGUUCCCCACUGUUAUCAUUGCAUAUCAGUCCACUUGUUGCAAAGGUUUUUUGAGAAACAAUAUAUUUGAAGUGUGCCACAAUUUUGUUUUACAGCAGGUGUCUUUUUCAAAGUACAGUAUCAAACAUUUUUCUGUUUUUUGUUUAUAGUCAGGUUGAAGACAUAUAAAAAAGAUGCCCCAAAUAAAUUAUUGCUUCCCUCAAGUUGAUCUUUUUGUUGCAGUUUGUCAAAUUGUUGAUCAGCAGUAGAGCUGCAUGAUUAAUUGUAUGCAAUCACAAUGUAAACCUAAGGGAUUCUAUAA
Molecule: messenger RNA, 4199 nt
Organism: Thalassophryne amazonica
Lineage: Eukaryota; Metazoa; Chordata; Actinopteri; Batrachoidiformes; Batrachoididae
Product: gastrula zinc finger protein XlCGF57.1-like
Exons: 3
Coding region: 411-2237 (608 amino acids)
Biological process (GO): regulation of transcription by RNA polymerase II; central nervous system development
Cellular component (GO): nucleus
Molecular function (GO): DNA-binding transcription factor activity, RNA polymerase II-specific; RNA polymerase II cis-regulatory region sequence-specific DNA binding
Source: RefSeq, a predicted model, not a curated record